CCGGCGAAGGAACGGCGAUACGGUUGGCAGCCCUGGGACGAUGCUUUAUGACAGGUUCUUUUUCCGGCUAGAUCCUCAGGUGGAAGCACCGUAGUUUUCGUAGUUUUCUCCAACCUCCAGCAAAAUGAAAAUUUGGAAGGAUAUCUUCACCGGUGACGAGAUGUUCUCCGACACCUACAAGGUGAAGUUGGUGGACAACGUCAUGUACGAGGUGUACGGUAAGCACGUAUCGCGCACCUUGGGUGACGUGCAGCUGGAUGGUGCCAACCCAUCGGCCGAGGAAGCUGACGAAGGCACGGAUUCGGCCACCGAGAGCGGAGUCGACAUCGUCCUGAACCACCGUCUCGUCGAGACCGGUUUCUCCGACAAAAAACAGUUCACCACCUACCUGAAGGAUUACAUGAAGAAGCUUGUGACCAAGCUUGAAGAGAAGUCGCCUGAAGAGGUUGAGGUGUUCAAGACCAACAUCAACAAGGUAAUGAAGGAUCUGCUCGGACGCUUCAAGGAUCUGCAGUUCUUCACCGGUGAAUCGAUGGAUUGCGAGGGUUUGAUUGCCAUGCUCGAGUACCGCGAUAUCGACGGUGAAUCGACGCCAGUGCUGCUGUGCUUCAAGCACGGUCUGGAGGAAGAAAAGUUCUAGAUACCUUCCGUGCAGCAUUACCGACAUCUUUGCUCGUUCCGCAUCCCAUAGCCUGCCGCUGCUGUUAUCACCUCUUGCUCGUGCGAUGGUGGCAUGCCUUGCCUGUGCCUGACUGAUAAGCGUGUACGAAGACAGCUAGCUAGAGAGUUGAAGAGAGCGAACAGAACAAAGAGAGAAGGUAUGUUGUGUAGCCCGACAGACGUGUGCAGGUUUUGCAUUUCUUUUUUAUCUCCAAAUUUAAAUAAGUUUCCAUUUCAAAGACACACUACACGCCGACCGCUUAUAGAAUUGUGCUCCGUUCUGGUAUGAUUUCCGUAUUUAUUGAAGAAGAACAGUCUAGGUGAGAGAUAAAACUGGCUGUAGGAAGAGAGAAGGUGGGCUAGUUUGUGGUGUGAUUAAUCCCGAUCCGUGGGACAGAUUGUUGCCUGCGUGAUAGUGAGAGCUACUGUUGAACGCACAUUUGCUUGUGCCAACUUUGGUGUAUCUUAAUUGAAACGGUCAAUGCCCUACUCAGGCCCUUCUCUUUGAGUAUUGACACUAGACAUCCGGCGAUCAGACAAACAAUUGGAUACAAUCACUCUUUAUUUUAUAGUGAUGUGCAGAAAUACUCCCUCAAUCGAUCAUUACUCGUUAGGUUUCCGGUGCAUGUGGAACGCGAGCGGCGUGUGUUGCAACCACAGCACAUGUUAGCGUUUCACUUGUUACGGUUAGUGAUGGACAUGGGCCAGGAGCAGGAAAACCUCGUUUACACACGAUUCCCAAUCGAAAGGCAGGUAGCGCGUAAGCAUGGCAUCUCGCAUUCGCGAGCUCACUUCUUCUGGUGAAGGAUAGCGAAAUCUAGUGGCUGCAGCAAGAGACUUUACACCUUCUUUGCAGACAAUUUGACUAAACAAAACGAAAAGAACAGAGCCGAUAAACAACACAAGCUUCCUCAGAACAAGAACAUCAAAUAAAGAACGACUGAAAGAAG
Messenger RNA from Anopheles darlingi, 1610 nucleotides. It is a transcript of the gene Tctp, whose product is annotated as translationally-controlled tumor protein homolog. The coding region runs from base 125 to 640 and encodes 171 amino acids. The transcript has 3 exons. Gene Ontology annotation, cellular component: cytoplasm. The record is from RefSeq and is a predicted model, not a curated record. NCBI's taxonomy places the organism in Eukaryota, Metazoa, Arthropoda, Insecta, Diptera, Culicidae. Gene Ontology annotation, molecular function: calcium ion binding.